Messenger RNA from Aureococcus anophagefferens, 594 nucleotides. RefSeq lists its product as hypothetical. Gene Ontology annotation, cellular component: cytoplasm; membrane. The transcript has a single exon. The coding region runs from base 1 to 594 and encodes 197 amino acids. The record is from RefSeq and is a predicted model, not a curated record. NCBI's taxonomy places the organism in Eukaryota, Pelagophyceae, Pelagomonadales, Pelagomonadaceae.
AUGGCCGCGCGCGCCUCGAUCCCGCUCCUCCAGACCGUGCCGUCCAAGUUCUGGUCCGACGUCGUCGCCGCCGGAUCCCUGGGCCUCGCCGGCGACUUGAUCUGCCAGGCCGCCGAGGGCCGGCGCGACGUGGACGUUCGGCGCGCGGCGUCCCUCGCUUUAUUCAGCGGCGCGUACAGCGGCGGCCUCCUCCACGUGCUCUACGGCUACCUGCCGAGGUGGACCGCGGCCGUCGGCCGCGCCGCGGGCGUCGCCGCGCUCUCGCGGCCGUCGUCGCGGCUCCACGGCGCGGGCUGCUCGCUCCUGGACAACGCGCACUGCGGCCUGGUCUACAUCCCCGCCUACUUCUUCGCCGUCGGCGCCCUCCAGGGCCAGUCCCCGGGCCAGGCGCGGGCCGCGCUCGGCGCGGAGUGGGCGACGGCCUACGCGAGCUGCUCCGCCUUCUGGAUCCCGUACAGCUUCGCCAACUUCUCCUACGUCGCCGCGGCGCACCGCGUCAAGUUCGUCGCCGUCGGCAACCUCGCCUGGUCCGUGGCCAUCGACUUCAUCGCGCACCGCGACCGCGCGCCGGUGGCGGCCGCGCGCGGCUCCUAG